This is a messenger RNA of Penicillium argentinense, 1392 nucleotides long. Its product is annotated as vegetative incompatibility protein HET-E-1. The record is from RefSeq and is a predicted model, not a curated record. The coding region runs from base 1 to 1392 and encodes 463 amino acids. The transcript has 7 exons. NCBI's taxonomy places the organism in Eukaryota, Fungi, Ascomycota, Eurotiomycetes, Eurotiales, Aspergillaceae.
AUGACCCUCGCGUUGUGGGCUACCUUGGUCGUGCUUACCGGCUCCCUUCUCUACCCUAUCUUUGGCAAGAUUCGUCGUCGUGGAAGGACGGACCGCCCCGACGGACUUUACACUAUUUCCGAGCCUAAGCAAGUCGCUUUCGAGAUUGUCGCCGUCCACGGCCUUGGGGCACAUCCAGGAUACACCUGGACAAGUGCCCCUUCGAGCUCUACCGACUCGGAAGUCGGAAACCGCGUCCACCUGCUGAGAGAUCUCUUCAAACAUGACUUCCCCAACGCAAGAAUCCUGGCCUUUGCACACAACUCCGACUGGUUGAUCGGUGCCCCGGUCAAGUCAGCGCAGCAGAUCGGCGACCGAUUGCUAAAAGAGUUAAGGCCACAGUGCGUUCCAAUCGUCUUCAUCGGCCACAGCUUCGGGGGCAUCGUCAUAAAAGAGGCCUUGUGCAAUCCCGAGGACGCCACGCGAGACGUCGUCGACAGCACUUGCGGCAUCAUUUUCCUCGGGACCCCUCACCAAGGGUCACCUGUAUCGCGUCUCGGGACCGUUGCAGCCCGUGUGACCGGCUUUUUAGGGUCCAGCACCGGGCUGCUCCUCUCCCUGAUGAGUUAUCGGGAACAACUCUCCGACUUAGACGUUCGUUUUGUUCAGUGCAUGAGGGAGAAAGAGAGUCGACGACAGAAGGCCGAGAUCGUAGCUUUCUGCGAAACAAAACCCACACGCGUGCUGGGAUGGCUAUCUGUCGGCCUGAUUGUCCCCACGGACUCGGCCCGAGGCGGCCAUGCUGCUUUAAUUGUCUUUAUCGAUACAGACCACUCUGGGCUGAACAAGUGCGAGAAGCGGACCUCCGUCGACAGCUACAUAGGCUCAGACCACGCACCGGCUGACCGCGAUAGAACAACCACCCCGACAUUGAACGGCAACCUGAAGUUUGUCGUCGGCAAACUACGCACCGUGGAAGGCGCCGCAUUCAACUCCCAUGCGAAUGAACACGUCGCGACUUGCCUCGAAAACACGCGCCGUGAGCUGCUCGAGGAGAUCAACCAAUGGGCCGACGGCCCAAUGACUCGCGAGCAUAUAUACUGGCUUCAAGGGAAGGCCGGCACCGGCAAGUCAACAAUAGCUCGUACCGUGGCCCGUAACCUUGCCGCCCGGGAUCGUCUCGCGGCCAGCUUCUUCUUUAAGCGGGAUGAAUCCGAUCGCGGUACCGCCCGACAAUUUUCACGACUAUUGUGUGACACAGAUAGCAUGGACAGAAACAAGCAGGAUAUGACACAUCCAGCCAAAGCCUUAUUCGUAUUGCUGAUGCUCGCCUAUUCGGCAGGGCCGCAAGGGAGGAGUAUAGACACAGAAGAAAUCGGAUUUGGGUCUCUGUCGAAGCAUGUCGUACAAUAA